Molecule: messenger RNA, 3272 nt
Organism: Diospyros lotus (date-plum)
Lineage: Eukaryota; Viridiplantae; Streptophyta; Magnoliopsida; Ericales; Ebenaceae
Product: ribonuclease J
Exons: 17
Coding region: 233-2875 (880 amino acids)
Source: RefSeq, a predicted model, not a curated record
UCUUCGCCAUAAAAAUCAUUCGCUCUGCAGUCUCUCUCUCUCGCUCUCUAUCUGCAUUUCCCGCUUCGAACACGAGCAAAAGCAAGCCUUCUAGGGUUUCCAGUUCGCGGUUCCGAGUCUUCGAGGCCUCUUGGCAGUUCAACCUGCUCCGCUUUCGCAGUUAAAUUAUCGGGAAACGAACAGCAGCGGGAGGAGGAGGAGGAGGAGCAGCAGCAAAGAGGGGGAAAUCGCAAUGGCCGCUAUCAACGCUAUCUCGAUCUGUCCGUACAACUUGUCGUCUCGCUCGAACCCUAGCAAGCGUCAUGUCUCCUGCUCCCUCGCCUCCCGUUCUGAAACAGGUACAAGUAGACGUAAAACACCCCAGAAAAAACGUGGAAGAUUGGAAGGGCCUGGAAAAAGUAUGGAAGACUCUGUCAAACGGAAGAUGGAACAAUUCUAUGAAGGGUCUGAGGGUCCUCCUCUCCGUGUCCUUCCAAUUGGAGGCCUGGGUGAAAUUGGGAUGAAUUGCAUGCUUGUUGGAAACUAUGAUCGUUAUAUUCUGAUUGAUGCUGGUGUUAUGUUUCCUGACCAUGACGAGCUUGGUGUUCAGAAAAUUAUACCUGAUACCACCUUUAUCAAAAAAUGGAGUCACAAAAUUGAAGCAGUUGUUGUAACUCAUGGUCAUGAAGAUCACAUUGGUGCGUUGCCCUGGGUUAUCCCAGCUUUGGAUUCCGGAACACCAAUCUUUGCCUCGUCCUUCACAAUGGAGCUUAUUAAGAAGCGCUUGAAGGAGUAUGGGAUCUUUGUUCCGUCUAGGCUGAAAGUAUUUAAAACUAGGAAGAGAUUUAGUGCUGGGCCAUUUGAGAUAGAGCCUAUCAGGGUAACCCAUUCUAUUCCCGAUUGUUCUGGAUUGGUUCUCCGAUGUGCUGAUGGUACUAUUCUUCACACUGGGGAUUGGAAGAUUGAUGAAUCACCACUAGAUGGGAAGGUAUUUGAUCGGGAAGGUCUAGAGGAACUUUCAAAAGAGGGAGUAACACUGAUGAUGAGUGACUCGACAAAUGUACUCUCACCUGGAAGGACAUUUAGUGAGGCUGUUGUAGCUAAUGCAUUAUUGAGGCAUAUUUCAGCUUCCAAAGGAAGGGUUAUUACUACUCAAUUUGCAUCAAAUAUACAUCGUCUCGGUAGCGUGAAAGCUGCAGCCGAUUUAACUGGCAGAAAAUUGGUAUUUGUUGGCAUGUCCUUGAGAACAUACCUAGAUGCUGCAUGGAAAGAUGGGAAGGCUCCAAUUGAUCCAUCAACUCUAGUGAAAGUGGAAGACAUUGAUGCUUAUGCCCCGAAAGAUUUACUAAUCGUCACAACUGGUUCUCAAGCAGAACCACGUGCUGCUCUGAAUCUUGCAUCAUAUGGAAGUAGUCAUUCACUCAAAUUGAGCAAAGAAGACAUAAUACUGUACUCUGCUAAGGUGAUCCCUGGUAAUGAGACACAGGUGAUGAAGAUGCUAAACCGUAUAUCAGAGAUUGGAUCAACAAUUAUAAUGGGAAAGAAUGAACAGCUGCACACGUCUGGUCACGGUCAUCGUGAUGAAUUGGAGGAAGUAUUGAGGAUUGUGAAGCCGCAGCAUUUUCUGCCCAUCCAUGGAGAACUCUUAUUCUUAAGAGAGCAUGAAUUACUUGGAAAAUCAACUGGGAUUCGGCACACCACUGUUAUAAAGAACGGGGAGAUGCUUGGGGUUUCACAUUUGAGGAACAGAAGAGUGCUGUCUAAUGGUUUUAUAUCACUAGGGAAGGAGAAUUUGCAGUUGAUGUAUAGUGAUGGUGAUAAAGCAUUUGGUACAUCCACUGAACUGUGUGUUGAUGAGAGAUUAAGAAUUGCAUCCGAUGGUAUUAUAGUGGUCAGCAUGGAAAUUUUACGCCCUCAACAUGCUGAUGAUUUGUCCGAGAAAAUAUUGAAAGGGAAAAUAAGAAUCACCACGCGUUGCCUAUGGCUUGACAAGGGAAAGCUUUUGGAUGCACUCCAUAAAGCUGCCCACGCUGCACUCUCAAGCUGUCCUGUAAAUUGCCCUCUAGCCCACAUGGAAAGAACUGUGUCUGAGGUUUUGAGAAAAAUGGUAAGGAAGUACAGUAGUAAAAGGCCCGAGGUGAUUGCAAUUGCCACGGAAAAUCCAGAAGCAGUUCUCUCUGAGGAGCUCAAUGCAAGGCUAUCUGGCAAGUCACAUGUUGGUUUUGCUAUAUCAGCAUUAAGAAAAGAGGUGUCUGGUCAUUCAAAAAAGAGAGAGACUGCUGACGUCCAAGAGGAUAAAAGCAGCAGCAGGAUGCAUCACAUAAAUAACACUCAAGAAUCAGAAGGGGAUGUAAAUGAAGAUGAAGGACUCCUAUCUGAGGAAGCCACUACUUCCGGUUCUGACUCAGCAGAGAGGUCUUCUCUUAAUUCUGAGUCAGAUGAUUUCUGGAGGGCAUACAUGGUGUCAUCACCAAUUGAACAACAGGAAAAAGAUAGCAACGGAUCUGUCCCACAAGAAGAACACAGGGAGAAGAUUAAAAAGGAAACCAAGGCUGAUGACUUGGUUGAAACUCCAAAAUCCCAAUUAAAAUCCUCCAAAUCUGCCAAACGAAACAAAUGGAAACCUGAUGAAGUUAAGAAGGUAAUUACCAUGCGUGGUGAACUCCAUAGCAGAUUCCAAGUUGCAAAGCGGCGCAUGGCACUCUGGGAAGAAAUCUCUGUAAGCUUACUGGCAGAUGGGAUUAGUCGGAGUCCUGGCCAAUGCAAAUCUCUUUGGACAUCUCUGGUCCAGAAAUAUGAGGAAAGCAAGAGUGAUGAGAAAAGCAAGGAGAGCUGGCCUUACUUUGAAGAAAUGAACAAGAUUUUGUCAGAUCUGGAGGUAACAAUAAAAAAAUGAUUGGAAUGGGGGUUAUUACAAUUUUACCCUUGACAAAUUUUUGGCCAACACCCUAUCAAAGGUAUGUAUGUUGUAUGUUUGGGAAGAUGAUUGGAUGGUGAUGCAAACCGUCAUGAUGAUGGUAAAUUACAUUGCUAAUAGAACAUUUGUCCUUGAGAGAGGAAGUUUUAAUUAAAAAGAAGGCUGGAACAACACAUAGAAAUUGAUUGGUUUUGUAGCCUUUUAGACCCUUUUGAGUAAUUUAUCAAUGAAUGUUAGAAAGUUUUGAUAUUUACAAUUCACAGGUUAGAGAAUCAUUUCCCCAUUCUAUCAAUCAUAUUUCUAAUUUGACAUGUAUGCGGAUUGUACAGUUCCAAGGAUAAUCCUUGAAUAAUUGAUUCAAAGGCGGCAAAUUAUA